CUGGUCUCUUAAAAUCUUGUGAAAACUUGUGACAUGAUAAUCAGAGAUCAAAAAAUACUGUCAUUUGGAAGAAAAUAAUAUUGAUACAUCAUGGCUGAUUCAUCUUAUGAAAAAGGACUUACAGAACUUUCAAAAAUGAAGGUUGCAGAUUUAAAGAUUGAGUUAAAACAUAGAGGACUACCUACUACUGGUAAUAAAAAUGAAUUGGUUGAAAGGCUUCAAUUAGCAAUUCAUGAUUCUGCUUUAUCUUUGGAUGAAACUACAGAAGAAAUUUUAGAUGAGGAUGCAGUUCUUGGUGAUGAAGAAAUAGAAGAGUUAUCAAGUAAACCUGAUUCACAAGAAGGAAAUGAAAAAAGGAAAUUGUCUACUGAAAGUAAUGUAAGUGCAAAAAAAAUAGUUCUAAAUCGAAAACCAGUAAUUGAAGAAAUUAAGAAUGAACAAACAGAAAAAAUUGAAAUUGAUACAAAAUCUAUUGAGACUGCUCCACCAGAAAGAAAGAUAAUUAAAUUAUCAGAACUUGGUAUUAAAGAGAGAUUAGAAAUGAGAGCUAAGAAAUUUGGAUUACCAUUAUCAGAAGCUGCUAAAAAAGAAGCUAGAUCUGCAAGAUUCAGUAUUAAUAAUCAAAAUAGUAAAUCAGCUGCAUCUGUAAAAACACCUGUGCAUACGACUUAUGAAGUUUUAAAAAAACGAGCAGAAAGAUUUGGUACAUCUGUUUCUAGUCUAAUGGAAAAGGCUGAAUUGGAGGCUAGAAUAGAAAAAAGAAAAGUCAGAUUUGGUGAAGUGAAGCCUGCAAAUAAGAAAGUAUUUUAUAAUAAAAUUAAAAUUGUUAAAUGAUAUUCAGUGUUAUACACGAAACAGCAAUUUAGAUUGCAAACUUUACUUUAAGCUUUCUUAUUUGUAAUAUGAUUAUUAUAUACAAAAAUAAAAAUUCAUUGUAUUUGUUAUAAAAUGCAUGACGAAAAGUUUUUUUUGAUAUUAUAAUAGUUUAUUUUUAUUUUUUAUAACAAUUAUACGUGAAAAUUACUUUAAUUUUUUUUUUUACUUAAGAUAUUUAUAAAGUAAAUAUAUAUUUUUAAGAACAUUGUAUAUAAUAGGAAGUUUAUAUACAAUUUGCAAUAUUAAUGUUUUCAUUUUAUAUAAAAAUGAAAGAUUUAAUAUUAUAUAUAUAAUAUUAAUGCAUAUAUUAUUUUGACUUUUAUAUUAAAAUAAAUGAUUGACUUGAAGUGUGCAUAUUUAUAAUAUCGAAAUUUUGUAUUAUUAUAAAACAAUAUAAUUAAAAGCAAGUAAAUAAAUUGUUCUUCUAUAA
This is a messenger RNA of Apis cerana (Asiatic honeybee), 1306 nucleotides long. Its product is annotated as SAP domain-containing ribonucleoprotein. The record is from RefSeq and is a predicted model, not a curated record. Gene Ontology annotation, biological process: poly(A)+ mRNA export from nucleus. NCBI's taxonomy places the organism in Eukaryota, Metazoa, Arthropoda, Insecta, Hymenoptera, Apidae. Gene Ontology annotation, cellular component: nucleus.